Messenger RNA from Fulvia fulva, 3159 nucleotides. Its product is annotated as Carboxypeptidase S1 B. The record is from RefSeq and is a predicted model, not a curated record. Gene Ontology annotation, molecular function: serine-type carboxypeptidase activity. NCBI's taxonomy places the organism in Eukaryota, Fungi, Ascomycota, Dothideomycetes, Mycosphaerellales, Mycosphaerellaceae. The transcript has 5 exons. Gene Ontology annotation, biological process: proteolysis. The coding region runs from base 1 to 3159 and encodes 1052 amino acids. Gene Ontology annotation, cellular component: fungal-type vacuole.
AUGGCAACGUUCUUGCUUUGUACAGUCCUCGGCGCUUUCGCAACACCAACUUCUGCGAGCUUCCCUCCGCCAUUGGUAGGCGUGACCACCAUACCAGUACCCGGCCAACCAGAUACCUCGAUCUCAUACAAGGAAACCACAAUAUGCGAGACAGAAGCGAAAGGGUACGCUGGCUACGUUCAUCUACCUGCUUCCAGAUUGCAUGAUGUUGGGUUGGUUGAGCCCUACAACAUAUCCACCUUCUUCUGGUACUUUGAGGCACGGGAGGAUCCUCAAAUUGCACCAACAGCUAUCUAUCUGGCAGGAGGUCCUGGACAGUCAUCCAUGUACGGUGUCACCGAAUCGGGAGGACCUUGCACAAUCCAUCCAGACGCAAACAGUACUCAGUAUAACCCAUACGCUUUCAACAAACAUGUCAACAUGCUCUACAUCGAUCAGCCUGUCGGCACAGGCUUCUCAUAUGAUAGCUUGCUAAAUAGCACACAGGAUCUGCUCGCCAAUACUAUCGCCUCCUUCGACAGCUACGAUGAAUCGAUCCCGGCAGAGAACACCACUUUCCUCUACGGCACAUUCCCGAGUCAAGAUCCUACAAGGACCAUUAGUACAUCACAGACUGCUGCCAAGAUCCUAUGGCGGUUCGCACAGGCUUGGUUUACCAGCUUUCCAGAAUAUACGACAUCAGACAAGCGUGUGUCGCUAUGGGGCAAUUCUUAUGGCGGGUACUGGGUGCCCGCUACUGCGGCCUACAUUGUCGAGCAGAACGAGAAGAUCAAGACCAGCCAGUUGCCCGAUGCAUACCAGAUUGAGAUCGACACGAUUGGCUGGACGAACGGCUGCCCAGAUGUCCUCGUCCAAGGAGAGUACUGGCCGGAGAUGGCGUAUAACAAUACCUACGACUUUCAAGCCGUAUCUUUCGACGUCUAUCAAGAUAUGAAGGACAGCUGGACCAUGCCAGGUGGAUGCCGUGAUCUAGUCGAGCAGUGCAGGACGCUCGGCAAUGACCUCGACCCCGACUUUUAUGGCACAGACCACCAAGUUAAUGCCGCCUGCAUCCACGCCUUCGGAUUCUGCUUCGGAACAGUAGCUCAAGACCCUGGAAAUAGGUCUGUGUUCGACAUAGCCCACACCAACCCCGACCCAUUCCCAUACUCAUACUUGAUCGGCUUCUUCAAUCGUGCGUGGGUACAGCAACAUCUCGGUGUUCCGGUCAACUUCACGGGAUCAUCGAAUUCGGUGUUUGACAACUUCUUCAUCACCGGUGAUUUUGUACGCUACGAGGGACUGAAGACGAUAUCCGCACUUCUCAACAGCGGCACAAAGGUCGCCAUGAUCUAUGGAGAUCGCGAUUAUCGGUGCCCAUGGCUCGGUGGUGAGCAGCUGGCUCUGCAAGCCAACUGGACCGAUACGGACGCGUUCCAGAAGUCAGGCUACGAGACGAUCAAGACAAGUUCCUGCUAUAAUGGCGGCGUUGUGCGUCAGUACGGGAAUCUAUCUUUCUCACGUGUGUUCCAAGCUGGACACGAUGCGGCAGCAUACCAACCUCGAACAGUCUUCGAGAUCUUCAAUCGUGCCAUGUUUGAUAAGGACAUUGCAACCGGCACAUCGCCAACCAAUGAUGAGCGGAACGAUUACGCGAGUACGGGACCACUGAGCAGUUUCGGAAUCAGAAACAAGAUGCCGGAGCCACCGCCAGUCAAUUGCCAUCUUUACAAUGUGCCUUUGAGCUGUACCACGGAGCAACAAGAAGCACUGGCGAAUGGGACGGCCGUUAUCCAGGAUUUCAAUGUCAUCAAGCCGGAUGGUGGUAGUGCCGGGGUGCUGGGUGGGAAUAUGGUGUUCCUCCUCUACUCUGAUGACCGCAUCGGGUCUGCCUGGGAGCGCCGUUCUUUGCGCGGCGACAGUGAGAGAUCGGCAGUACUUUUCUUGCGAAGGAUGCGGCUAGAGCUCAAAGGGUUGAAACGAGCGAUCAGACAGGUCAAGAGCUUGGAGAACUUCGAGCUCGUGAUUGAUGAGGACGACUGGUACGUUUUGCCAUUGGAGAUCGACCAGGUGAAAAAGAUGGAGGACGAGCUUAAGCAGGCUCUUGCAGGACAGACAACCAAAUCUUGCCGGGGUGCAUUCUUCAGCCCGUUCGUUCGAGCACAUGUCCCGGAGCUUGAACGUCAAGGGAUCAACCAGGCGACCUUUCUAGCCUUCAUCGACGGUCUAAACGAAGCUUUUGUCGCCAACCCGGUCAUGCAAUACACUGGCAUGGCCGGAGCUGUGAUGUCCCAAUUUCACGGCCUACCUCCGGUGCAAUGGGCAGGUAUGGGUCUGCAGACAGCUUCGGGAGUCGCCUCGUUCGCGACAUCGCAUCGCCGCACGAAGGCAUACGUCAAAGCUGUGAACAUUGAUCUCUUCCAUCCCGCCGAUCUGCAUGUAACUAUCAUGACGACGCCAGAGAUGAUGGCGAAGGUUGGGCAACCCGACAUUAAGUUGCGAUUGGGAUCUUUGGAGGCGUUUGACAGUACCAUAGAUACAGCCGCCAAGCCAAAGCAAGAUGCAAAAGUAGCACAUGCUGACAGCACUGAGGACGACUUCAGGAUGCGCAGGAUCCAGGCUUUGCAAGGAUACAUCAUGCCUCUCGAUUUCAACGUCCCCGGUGCCGUAGCUCCAGAAAAUCUUCUCUGCAGGAUGGGUGCCUCGCAGGCAACAAGAAUGGCUUCAAAGCAACACAAGAAGAUGAUCAAAGAAUGCACAAAAGGCCACGAAGACUACCUGAAAAAGCUCAAAGACUCGGAUGAAAAAUGGCAGGAAGGCACGAAAGAGGCGGAGAAAAUCGAAAGGAAGCUUGCGAAAGAAAAGGAAAAGGUAGAGCGUAGAAUUGUGGCGAGCAAGGAUUCGGAGAAGGCACGGCGGUCGUUUGAGAAGGAGGAAUGGAAGUUGUUGAAGGACUUGGAGAAGGAAAUGAACAAGCGGGAGAAGGAUGCUGGGAAAGAGAGGAGAGAGGCGCAUAAGGAGAGGAUAGAGGCGCAUCAGGAGAGGGAGAAAGUGGAGGGAAGGGAGGACAAGACGGGGAAUAAGAUUGGGUGGAUUGUGGUUUCGAGGUGGGAUGGCGAGGAAGAUGGACGGUCGGAGGAUAUGGACGGUAUGGUGGACCAAGAGCAGGCACGAACGUGA